AUGGAAGGGAUGGGUGCGAUCAGUGUCUUCUUUCCCGUUUACAAAUCCCGUGCCCAGUGCUGGGUAGCUAAAAUUCUUUUCUUUGCGACCCGCCUCACCUCCUCAUCGCCGCUGAGCUUCCAUCGCCGGCUGAGCUGCACGCUGGCGAUGUCGACGACGCGUACGGCUGCGAGACACAUCGCCGCACUGCUGUCGGGCGUCGGGCUCGGCUACAUCGUCGCGCUUUCCCGGCUGCGGUGGCGGCGGCGACGGCAGCUAAACGCCGAGUGGACCCGUGCUGACUUUGUCGCACUCUUCUGCAACCCCAAGCUGCCGCGAAGCUUCGGCAUGCGGCCGCUCUCGUUUGGUCAGGAUAUGAAGUUCAUUAUGCGAGCGCUGCCACGCUACCUGCUGCACGUCGAGCCAGCCGCUUCGUUGUACACGGCUCGUCGCGCCCUCGUGCAAAACCGUCCACGGAUCGUCGUCUUCUCGGGUCACACCUCGCAUGUUGGGCAGAGCCCUCACCUCUGCUUCGAGACGCCGGACGGACGCUACGACCCCGUCGUCACCUCGCAGAUCCUAAUCGCUAUGCUGCUCAGCCUCGAUCGACGCUCCUCGUCGCCGCCGUCCGAUCUCUCCGCCGCCGUCGAGGCGCACUUGCAGGCGCAGCAGGCCGCAGGCCUCGAGAUGGCGCACUGCUCGCGCGCGUGGAUGGAGCGCGCGGCUCUGGAGUUCGCGACCACCUCCGAGCGCGCGUCGAGUAGUCCGUCGGCCGAGCGCAGCCUCACCAGCACAGGAUCCGAGCGCAGCCUCCUGCGCGGCCUCCUUCCGUUGCCAGCAGACGGCUCCGCGGCGUCGGAGGCGGAGCCGCUCCUCGCUCUCUCGCGGCUCGCCUGCAUCGUGCUCAACUCUUGCUGCUCGCUCGAGAUUGGCGAGAUGCUCGUGCGCGCCCUCCCGCGCGUCGCGCUAGACACGGCGGCCCGCGCCUUCCUGGUUGGCUUCAUGAACAAGAUGGUGGAGCUGGAUGCGGCGCCUUCCCCCGUGGCUCCAAAAUGCUUGCGCCUGUACCUGUGGGCGGGCGCCGGCCGUGAUGCAAGCAGCGGCCUCGACCUCGUCAAGUCCGCGUUCAAGGCUGGCUGCGCCGCGUUCACCGCGGGCGGCUACGCCUUUGGCGAUCCCAACAAUUUCCUCCAUCCGUCCGGACACCCGCACUGGCGGCAGCCAGAGUUCAAGACGUGCCCUCAUUGCUCGCCGCCGGUGCAGGGACAGGUCGUGCUGCUGCUCGCGAGCGGUGGCGGGGUGGAACGGAUAUAUGGCGGGUAA
Molecule: messenger RNA, 1302 nt
Organism: Emiliania huxleyi CCMP1516
Lineage: Eukaryota; Haptophyta; Isochrysidales; Noelaerhabdaceae
Exons: 2
Coding region: 1-1302 (433 amino acids)
Source: RefSeq, a predicted model, not a curated record